CCCGAGUUCAUUCUUUUUCAAAACAAUGCAAAAGUUAUUUCGCUUACAAUCUAAAGGCUCGUCUGCCACAUCCUCCCAGACUUCUUUCAGUGGGUCAUCCUCAGGUGAAGGUAGCAGUACAAGUACAACCCAUGCUUCCCAUGUUAGCACUGCCACUUAUAAUGGGAAUAGCAAUCCCAGUCCUAAGAUCGGGAUCUUUCUAGUUGGCGCCACUUACCUCGACACGAUCAUGCACGUCAAUUCAUUUCCUCAUGAAGACAUGAAGCAAAGAUCUGAGAGGUUCGAGCAACGACGUGGUGGCAAUGCUGCAAACACGGCCGAGAUCUUGGGACAGGACCCAAGGGCAAAGGUCUGGUACAUGAGUAGCAUGCCAGCACCUGCAGCAGCCAAGAUCUUGUUGACAGCGUUAGAAAGAAAUAAUGUGAAGACGGAGGCAUGUGUCUUUCAUUCAGCACAACUUACGGCCCCACAGGCCUACAUCAUAUCUGCUAAAGACACAGGAUCGCGUACAGUCAUCAGUCAUUCUACACUGCCAGACCUCACUUUAGAAGAGUUUAUCAAAAGAUUCGAUGCUGCUCGCAUGAGAGCUGUUCCUGAUAUUGUUGACAUGAGUUGUCCGUUCAAUUGGAUUCAUUUUGAGGGUCGAGGCCCAGAUGUGUACAAGAUGAUCAACUAUGUAGAAUCUAUUUAUAUCAAGCAACGUUGGCGACAGAAACUGACUAUCUCUGUAGAGUUCGAGAAGGGAGAUCGACCGGGGAUUCCAUAUCUCUUGAAGCAGGCCGAUGUUUGCUUCUUUUCUAAACUCUAUGCACAGACACUUGGAUUCGAUCGGCCAGAGGAUUUCUUAGCAAGUAUCAAGGAGUUUUGCAAACCAACGGCUACGUUAUUUUGUUGUUGGGGAGCAAUGGGCGCAGUGGGUCUUCAUCUGGAGACAGGCACGAGGUUCAGUUCAAGUGCUGGCACAGUGGACCGAGUGGUUGAUCCAGUAGGAGCAGGCGAUACGUUCAUUGCAGGGAUUAUUUUGGCACUUGGAGUGCGCGGAUACGAUAUUGGACGUGGUCUACAAUUUGCAUGUGAGCUUGCGUCGCAAAAGUGUGCUCAGUAUGGCUUUUCACAUUUGCUGAAAUCAAUACCCCCAGACUUGUAG
Messenger RNA from Lobosporangium transversale, 1147 nucleotides. RefSeq names its product Ribokinase-like protein. Lineage: Eukaryota; Fungi; Mortierellomycota; Mortierellomycetes; Mortierellales; Mortierellaceae. The transcript has 3 exons. The record is from RefSeq and is a predicted model, not a curated record. Gene Ontology annotation, molecular function: kinase activity. Bases 26 to 1147 code for a protein of 373 amino acids.